CAGGCGCCCCUCAGCAUGGCCGGGGCGGCGCUGGGCCCGCCGGGCCCUCCGGUGAAGGUGCUGGCGGCGCAGCUGCGGCGGGCGGAGCGCGGCGCGGGCGGCACCUGGGAGCUACGGCGGGCGGCGGCCGGCCGGGCGCCGCUGUUCCUGCGAGCCGUGUGGAUGCAGGGUACCGUGCUGGAGGUGCAGCGCGGUGCGGAAGGCGGCACGGCCCGGCUGCAGGACAGCAGCGGCGCCUUCACCGUGCUGGGCGUGGAGCAGGUGCCGCAGGGCCGGCCGUGCCUCAGCGCAGGGAAGUAUGUAAUGGUGAUGGGUGUGGUGCGGUCCUGCAGUCCGGAGCCCAUUCUUCGAGCAAUAAAGAUGACAGAUCUCUCUGAAAACCCCAUUCAUAAGAAUAUGUGGAACCUUGAAGUGGAGGAUUUGCACAGAGUCAUCCCCUAAUACUUUUACUUUCUGCCUAAAAGAACUGGAAAUUUGUUUUCUUUUACUUUUUGGUGCAGAACAUUGGACUAUUCUGUGUAACCACUCCUGGAAUAAGCCAAAGUGAGAAGUUGGGCUCAGUUAAGCAUAGGGACCACUGCUUAUCUGUUAAUAAUCACAGUUAAUGUCUCCCAGUCUCUUUUUACACCAACAUAUUUGAGAAGUGCCUAUUUGAUGUUUUGAUUAAGAUGUCCACUCUAUUAAAAAGGCUGUAUGUUUGUUUCUCUGUGUGUUAGCUGCUGCUUGGGGGAGCUCUUGUUGAGGCAGUUGUUCUACAGCAGGGUGUUCAUGGCAGCAAGGGCUGCACAGGACUGUUACUGAACUCAGUACCUGGCAUCAAGGCAAAAUGUGUUUCAAUCCAUUUAGGCUGUGCUUGGAAAUAAUCGUUUUCACCUGUGUUUUCUGUUUCAGUAAUCACCAUGUCUGUAAACUGCUUGUAAGACAGGUGUCUCUUGGUAACAAUUAGCAGUGUCUUGUACUUAAAAUACCUCUCUAGUUUCUGAAAUACGGAAAGUGUACUGACCCCUCUGUUCUAGUGAAGUGAAGUUAAUAAAAAGAUGUGAUGCUUGAUUCCUUGGAA
This is a messenger RNA of Haemorhous mexicanus (house finch), 1060 nucleotides long. It is a transcript of the gene RMI2, whose product is annotated as RecQ mediated genome instability 2. Gene Ontology annotation, cellular component: nuclear speck; cytosol. Lineage: Eukaryota; Metazoa; Chordata; Aves; Passeriformes; Fringillidae. The record is from RefSeq and is a predicted model, not a curated record. The transcript has 2 exons. Bases 16 to 441 code for a protein of 141 amino acids. Gene Ontology annotation, biological process: negative regulation of double-strand break repair via homologous recombination; DNA repair; maintenance of rDNA.